GAUUGCGAAGACGAAAACUUCGAACGAAAUCUCCGAGUGACACAGAGCGUGACAGACGUCAGACGGUGACGCGGUGACAGAGCACGUGAUGUCGGGAGCAGGGUGAGCAUGCGGGCGGCGGUGGUGUUAGCGUGUGCGCUGCUGGCGAGCGCGGCGAGCGCGACGAGCGCGGCGGGCGCGACGGGCGCGCGCACCUCGCGGUACGGGUUCUACCGCACCAUGAUGACGGAGCAGCGCUGGGUCGACGAGGGCACAGCGCCGGCGCCGGCGGGCCAAUCGCGGCGCGUGUUUGGCGGCGAUGCAACGUCGCUGAGCACGUACCCGGCGGCGUGCGUGCUGCUGGACCGCUACUGGACGGCGCGCUGCUCAGCGGCCGUGGUGGCCUCGCGCUGGGCGCUGACGGCUGCACACUGCGUGUCGCCGCAUAUCGCCUACGUAAAGUACAACGCGCGUCGGCCCGCGUCGAAGGAAGGCUCGCUGUCGCCCGUGCACUACCUGUACCGGCACCCCGGCUACAAGGUGGUGCAGGAGGACGAGGGCCGCGGCGUCGACGUGACGCUUCUGCAUCACGACGUCGGUCUGGUACGCACGCGCAACGACAUGAAGCUGGCUACUAAUCCGAAGCUCGACCCCAUGCACGCCAUGCGUCUCUAUAACCCCUUGGACCUGAAGAACGAGGAAGUGCAGGUGCUGGGCUACGGGCGCACGGAGAAGUCGUUGCUGGGCGAGGAGCUGUUCGAGGUGCGGCUGCGGCUGGUGCUGUGCGAGCGCGGCGCCUGGUUCCACUGCGUGUGCGGGGUGGGCGUGGAGCGCUCGGGCGAGGGCGCGCGCGGCGUGUGCUCGGGCGACUCGGGCGGGCCCGUGCUGUAUCGCGGCGCGCAGGUGGGCGUCACUUCUAUGGGGCCGCUCGAAUGCGCUACAGGUCGCGCGGACCCGUCGGAGGGCGCCACUAGCGUUUUCACGGCGCUCUACAACUACGCGGACCUGGUCAACGCCACCAUCCACGAUACAGAGACGACGCUGCGCAUGCGCAAGAUCGACAGCAGCGCCCCUAGAGCUAGUUUCGCCACCGCGCCAUUUGUGCUGGGCACACUCACUUCUGUUCGUGUAAUAAAGCAUAUUUUGAGAUGAAUAUUACGCUUUUGAGUGUAUCCUGAGUUAGUCGCUGACGCCGUCCACGACGUGCUCUCUCACUGGGCUUCGUAACCUGGACA
This is a messenger RNA of Spodoptera litura, 1214 nucleotides long. RefSeq names its product chymotrypsin-1. Gene Ontology annotation, molecular function: serine-type endopeptidase activity. The record is from RefSeq and is a predicted model, not a curated record. Gene Ontology annotation, biological process: proteolysis. NCBI's taxonomy places the organism in Eukaryota, Metazoa, Arthropoda, Insecta, Lepidoptera, Noctuidae.